Molecule: messenger RNA, 1730 nt
Organism: Phaedon cochleariae (mustard beetle)
Lineage: Eukaryota; Metazoa; Arthropoda; Insecta; Coleoptera; Chrysomelidae
Source: the annotation of a GenBank genome assembly
UGUACUUCCUUACCCGAUAUGUGCAUCUAUAUACUUUUCUACUCUCUGUGAACUAGUGAUGCAACAUGGACAUGGACGUUCCACCAAUGAAAUUCAAGGUGACAAAAGUUGAGGAUGAUCCAAAAAUCAUCAGGCAAUCCAUUUCAGGAGAUGCUGAUUUUGAAACCGCCAUAUCAGCGGCAGGUUUCGGUAAAUUCAAUUUCCUCUUGUGUUUGUGUCUAAUACCAUCCGCUUGGUCUCAACUUUUUGAAGCACAGACUCUAGCUUUUGUACUACCAAUAGCCGAAUGUGACUUGGAUCUCACUCUGGAACAGAAAGGAAUACUAAAUUCAGCAUGUUUCGCUGGAAUGAUCUUGAGUAGUUUCAUCUGGGGGUACCUGAGUGAUAUCCUAGGUAGGAAGAGAGUUAUGGUAUAUGGUUACUUGAUGGAUUGGUGUUGUAUGAUCAUGGCAUCUUUUUCACAAAGCUUUGCCAUAAUGCUGACAGCCAAAUUCCUCGGAGGAUUCAUAAUAAAUGGUCCAUUUUCAGCAGUUGCAUCAUUAUUAUCGGAAUUCCACUCGUCCAAAUAUAGGUCCAGAGUGCAACUCGUUAGAGGUAUUAUUGUGGCUCUAGGUUCUGUCACAAUUCCUCUACUCGCUUGGGCAAUACUCCCAAGGAAUUGGAAUUUCUCAAUCUCAGGAUACGUAGCAAUUCAUUCCUGGAACAUAUAUCUGCUGGUAUGUUCCUUUUCUUCGCUGACUAGCGGUUUGAUCUUCAUCUUCAUGCCUGAGAGCCCCAAGUUUUUGAUGAGUAAAGGAAGAAAUGAAGAAGCCUUGGAUGUCUUUCGAAGAGUAUACAGCAUGAAUUACGGAAAACCCAAAGAUCAAUACCCUAUUAAAUCUCUAGUGAAUGAAUGUUGCCUUCCUGAUUCGACAGCAUCUUUCAGAAGACAGAGUGUUCAUAUCAUCAGAGGUUUCAUAGGAACAGUGAAGCCGUUGUUUACAAGGCAAUACAUUUUUUAUUUAAUACUGACCUGUGUAAAUGGAUUCAUGCUGCUCAUGAGCACCAACACUUUGAAAUUAUGGCUACCCCAACUGCUGCAAGCCGUAAAUGACUAUCAGCAAAGCUACGGAGGCAGUUCCGAUAUCUGCAAUAUGCUAGAAACAUUGGUACCAGCCAAUGAGACCAAAACUACUUGUGAAGUGAACUUGAACAAUUCUUCAGUCUACAUCAACUCCACUUUAAUCGGAUUUGCUCAAGUAGCAGUUUUUGGAUUGGUGGCAAUAUUUCUCGGUAAAAUAAGCGAAAAAAUUACUUUCGGUAUUUUAGCUGUAAUAUCAGCAAUCGCAUCAGUUUCCAUUUAUGCCGGCCAAAAUAUACCCACACUAAUGGCACUAUUCGCGGUAUCUUUAUCAGCCUCAGGAGUUUGUGCCAAUAUCUCGAUGACAUUGACCCUAGAAUUAUUCCCGACGUCUAUCAGAACAUCUGCAUUGUCGUUGAAUCUAAUGUGCGCCCGCCUUGGAUCAGUAAUAGGCAGCUCAGUUUUCCCCUGGUUGUUGAAUUCUGGAUGCUUACCACCUUUUCUCUUCAUUGGACUCCUAACUUUUGGAGCAGGACUAACAUUAAUUCUGUAUCCAAAUACCAAGGGCAAAACGCUGAAGUAAUAUAUAUUCCAGAAAAUACCUAUACAUGUUACAUAAUAUCUCAUUUUUGUAUAGUUUUAUAAGUACAAGAUUAAAUUAUUUCGAUAA